AUGGCGUCGUGGUCCACCGGCCUCUGCGGCUGCUUCCACGAGACCACGACGUUGGCGGCUCUUCCUGCAGGCUGCCUGACCUUCUUCUGCCCGUGCGUCGCCUUCGGGAGGAUCGCCGAGAUCGUCGACAAGGGGGCCAUAUCAUGCUGUGCGAGCGGGACGCUGUACAUGCUUCUGGCCAUGACGACGGUGGUGGGCACCGGCUUCUACUCCUGCUGCUACCGUGCCAAGCUGCGGGAGGAACACGGGCUCGCCGAGAAGCCCUGCGGCGACUGCUGCGUCCACUUCUUCUGCGGCCUCUGCGCCCUCUCCCAGGAGUACCGCGAGCUCAAGAACCGUGGUUUCGACAUGAGCGCGGGAUGGGAAGCCAACGCGGAGAGGAUGGGGAAGACCGCCGCGCCCUAUGUGAACUCCGGGAUGACUCGUUAGGUGGAUCCAAAUGCAGUGCACACUUCUAUUCUAGUAGUCAACAUGCAGCUUCUAUUCUAGUCUUGUUUCUUGUGAUCCAUGUAAUUAAUAUGUGUUAGUGAACCCUCAAAAUAAAAAGUGUGCAAGGGUGUUUUCCUGUAACUCCGGUGAAAUCAUGUUACUGUGUGCAAGUGCGGGAUGGGAAGCUAGCUUAAGUCUUGAAUGCAGUUAAUGGGUGUUGUGACCGCAUAUUUGUAUGGACGACUUGA
Messenger RNA from Triticum aestivum (bread wheat), 677 nucleotides. Its product is annotated as cell number regulator 2. Lineage: Eukaryota; Viridiplantae; Streptophyta; Magnoliopsida; Poales; Poaceae. The transcript is spliced from 3 exons. The record is from RefSeq and is a predicted model, not a curated record. The coding region runs from base 1 to 429 and encodes 142 amino acids.